Nicotiana tabacum (common tobacco) is the source of this 810-nucleotide messenger RNA. Lineage: Eukaryota; Viridiplantae; Streptophyta; Magnoliopsida; Solanales; Solanaceae. The record is from RefSeq and is a predicted model, not a curated record.
AUGGAGGAUAGAGAUACCCGCCUCGAAAAGUUAGCAAGUGAGAUCGAGAGCUUAGCAGAAGCAAAAUCAAUUCAAGCACAUGUGGAGCUUUCCGAAAAUAAAGACUUCAUCAUGGGGAUAAUUGAAGAUAAAAUUGAUCCUCCGAUUAAAUCUUCCCUCACAUAUGCAAAGUCAUACACACAACGGAUUGAUAACUUGAAGAUGUCUACUGGAUAUCAACCUCCAAAGCUUAACCAAUUUGAUGGAAAAGAAAAUCCCAAGCAACAUGUGGUGCAUUUCGUCGAGACAUGCAACAACUCUGGGACUUAUGGUGAUCAUCUUGUCAAACAGUUUGUUUGUUCUCUCAAAGGUAAUGCAUUCGAUUGGUACACAGAUCUUGUAUCUGGUUCUAUCGAUAGUUGGGAGCAGUUGGAGCAAGAGUUUCUCAAUCAUUUUUAUAGCACAAGACGCAUCGCAAGCAUGAUCGAACUUACAAACACUCAUCAAGAAAAGGAUGAGCCAGUUAUUGACUUCAUUAACCGCUGGAGGAGCUUAAACCUCAACUGUAAAGAUCACCUUAGCGAGACUUCUGGCAUCGAAAUAUACAUUCAAGCUAUGCAUUGGAGUCUUUGCUAUAUUUUACAAGUCAUAAAGCCCAAAACAUUUCAAGAACUAGUAACUCGUGCACAUGAUAUGGAAUUGAGUAUGGCUACAAGUGGAGAUCAAAGAUAUCCUGGCUUUGAGCCUCAUGAUGAAAUAGAAGUAGAGGAUUCUGAGAAUGGAGGCAAGUAUUUGUCCGAAGAUGAAGCUGAAGAUUGUGAAAAACUCUGA